Molecule: messenger RNA, 498 nt
Organism: Amblyraja radiata (thorny skate)
Lineage: Eukaryota; Metazoa; Chordata; Chondrichthyes; Rajiformes; Rajidae
Product: cadherin-related family member 3-like
Exons: 4
Coding region: 1-498 (165 amino acids)
Biological process (GO): homophilic cell-cell adhesion
Cellular component (GO): membrane
Molecular function (GO): calcium ion binding
Source: RefSeq, a predicted model, not a curated record
AUGCGGCACGGUGGCGCAGCGUUAGCGUUGCUGCGUUAUAGCGCCAGAGAUCCGGGUUCGAUCCUGACUGCGGGCGCCGCCUGUACACUGGGCGCACCAACUAUCUCAGGUGUGAACCCACUCAACCUUGAGAUCAGGGAGGAUACGGCCGUGCAUCACCUGCUCACCACCAUCACCACUGCGGUGUCACCAGGGGAUCACUUAGUCGGUGGCCCAAUCAUCAUUAACGCUGAUCCAGCGGAAUAUCCAUUUGAAAUCAUUCCAAAUGCAACAAAUAUGUGGGAUCUGGUGACAACAAACAAUCCAAAACUAGACUUUGAAAGUACAAGUCGAUUCACUCUUCAGCUGCUGGUGAGGGACCAGAAGGGUAGCUCAGCCUCUCAGACCAUCAUAGUGAAGGUUCUCGAUGUAAACGAGCCGCCCGUAUUUCUGGGAACGUUGGCCACUCAAGAAUACUUGCAGUCAGUGAUGAAACACCAUUUCAUCGACCACAAGUGA